AUGAUUUAUGAGGCUUGCCAAUCAAGCCUGGGCAUAAAGUGGUAUGCCUUAAUUCUUUCUGAAAGUUCUUCGGAACGAAUAGCCAAAAGCAUGAUUUCAUUAGAGAGCCAAAAUUUUCUAAUAAUGACGCUGCUCCAUCGUCACGAGUACCAAAAAUGGUGCUAUGUGUGCUAUGAUAGUGAAGAUCUUCCUUCAGCAAGCCUAAAUUGUGGAAGUUUCAUUAAAUGCCUGAUAUCCCUCAUGUCUGUUUGUGAUAGUCGAACGGCGGAGUAG
Molecule: messenger RNA, 273 nt
Organism: Morchella importuna
Lineage: Eukaryota; Fungi; Ascomycota; Pezizomycetes; Pezizales; Morchellaceae
Exons: 6
Coding region: 1-273 (90 amino acids)
Source: RefSeq, a predicted model, not a curated record